Molecule: messenger RNA, 1598 nt
Organism: Gadus morhua (Atlantic cod)
Lineage: Eukaryota; Metazoa; Chordata; Actinopteri; Gadiformes; Gadidae
Product: olfactory receptor 52E4-like
Exons: 2
Coding region: 61-993 (310 amino acids)
Biological process (GO): detection of chemical stimulus involved in sensory perception of smell; G protein-coupled receptor signaling pathway
Cellular component (GO): membrane
Molecular function (GO): G protein-coupled receptor activity; odorant binding; olfactory receptor activity
Source: RefSeq, a predicted model, not a curated record
GUUAUCUAUUAGUAGAUGAAAGAGAUACAACACACUAACAGGAUAACUUAACAUUUAAUCAUGAACUUAAAUGAUACUCUUGGUUACUGGAAAAUGGAACUGAAGCUGGAAUCAUUAAACCUAGAAACUGGCAACAUUUAUCCAGCUUUUAUUUUUGGAACCCUUGCAUAUUUAAUUACUAUUUUCUUUAAUAUGUUAGUAUUAACAACGAUUGUCUUCACAAAGAGUUUACAUAAGCCCAUGUUCCUCCUGCUGUUAAACCUACCAAUAAUGGACAUGAUUGGAGCCACUGCUUUUCUACCACAGCUUGUAACCAGCAUUGUUUCCAAAAACCGCGCUAUUUCCUACCCUGGGUGUUUUCUCCAGGCUCUGUCUAUUCACAUCUAUGGUACAGGGAACUUAAUGUUUCUAAGUGCGAUGGCUUAUGACAGGUAUAUCGCUAUAUGCUUGCCUCUUCGGUACAAUGCUAUCAUGACCUCAAAUAUUUUAAUAAGAAUCAUCAGUAGCAUUUGGUUGGUUACUAUCUCUUUGAUUGGCAUCCUUUUAGCUCUUUUUGCACGGUUCAAAAUUUGUAGGAAUAGAGUAGUAGAUGUAUACUGCAAUAAUCCUUCUUUGGUAAAACUGGUCUGUGAAGACAGCAGCGUAAAUAACUACUAUGGUUUAUUCACUAUCAUAUUAAUUCAAGGUGGAUCACUAUUAAUAAUUGUAUACACAUACAUCCAGAUAUUGUUGACUUGUGCUAUCACUAAGCAGUCAGAUGCUAGGGGAAAGGCUCUCCAAACAUGUGGAACACAUCUGAUUGUUUUUAUAUUUUUAGAGGUUAAUACUGCAAUCAGUUUAAUCUCUCACAGAUUUGAGAGUGUGUCCCCAUACUUGAGGAGAGCCCUAGGUGUAUCCAUUGUUGUAUUUCCCCCAUUACUCAAUCCAAUUGUAUAUGGAUUUAAAACCAAGGAACUCAGGCGGAAUAUAAUCCGUCUAUUUAGAAGAUCAUGAAGAUCAUUCCCAAUAAUUGAACAAAUACCUUUUCAUUGUUAAUUUGUCAUUACUUUUGUACAUCAAAUAUACUUAUGUAUACGUUCUGUACAUGUUGUAGCCGUUAAAAUAAAACGGAUAUUGCAAGAAUGCAAUAUAUUGCAUGCAUCAUUUUAACCAUUCUUUAAUAUAUAUCUAGUAUUCGAUGUACACAUUAUGUAAUUUGAAUGCUAGCUACACAAUUGUUAUAUUUUUUUAAGAUGAAUGUAAAUAAUGUAUCAAAUUACAGUAUGGGAAAGUGGGUAAAUGCAUGUUUUUAAUAUAAAUGUCGAUAUUAAAUGAAACAUUUUAUUAAAAAUCUCUGUUUAGUUGUUUAUUUUGAUCAAAUUUAAGAAUUGUAUAUGGAUUUAAAACCCAAGAACUCAGGCGGAAUAUAAUCCGUCUCUUUAGAAGAUCAUGUUUUUCCCAAUAAUUGAACAAAUACAUUUUCAUUGUUAACUUGUCAUUAAUUUUGUACAUAAAAUAUACUUAUGUAUAUGUUCCGUACAUGUUGUAGCCGUUUAAAUAAAAUUGAUAUUGCAAGAAUGUACUAUAUUGCAUGCAUCAUUUUAACCACUUUAAUUUAU